Molecule: messenger RNA, 1894 nt
Organism: Porites lobata
Lineage: Eukaryota; Metazoa; Cnidaria; Anthozoa; Scleractinia; Poritidae
Source: the annotation of a GenBank genome assembly
GGGUUUUUAAAGCGUUGCAAGUGUUUAUUAGUUGCAUUUGAUCACAAGGAACAAAAACAACACGACCAAACAACCAGGUCGACUACUGUAGUGAUGAAGUUCAUUUUGGUUUUCGUUUUCGUCUUUUCUUUCCACGUGUUGAUGCUGUUGGCCAAGGAUAUUCCCCACCAAGACGAUAGCAGCAAAGUGCUUGCGUCGAAUCCAGAAAGUGAUCUGUCGGUAAAUUAUCGUUUUGAUCCGCAAAACAGACGCCUUCCAAGAGGUUGGUUGACUCGUGUACAGUGUGCUUACUAUUCCUCAUUCUUCCUACAGUCGAUCAUAAAGUGAUCUUGACAACUUAUCCUGCGUAUAUUUUAAGGACCAAGCUCAAUUUUCUUUAUUUUUUUGGUAAUCAACAACUAUAUCUCCUUCAUAGAAAUUAAGAACCUUAUUAAGAACCUACUCAGCCUAAAUUGGCAAUAACUGCCCCAAAAUAGAGAUUUUUGCCAGACUUCAAAAAAUUUAGGUUGUUAUAUGCGGUGUUUACUGUAUUAGUCUCCAUCUUCAGGAAAAGAAGAGCAAACGAAAGCUGCGACCAGUUGAAAAACCGCCUUUGUGUGGAUUCCCACUCUCGCGCAAUUUUUACGAGCGCACGCACGAAAUUUUACGCGCGUAAAUAAAAUACAGGCGAUGUAUGGAAGGUCACGCGUAAAAGUAAAAGUUCAACCUCGCUCAACUUUAACGUUUACGCCUGGCCUUUCAUACAUUGCCUCUAGUUAAUUUACGCACGUGCCCGCUUAAAAAUUACGCAACAGUGGAUAAUUUACCCUCAGGAACGAAGAACCUCUCACUAACUGAAGAGAGACGAUUUCACUUUAGUGUGCUCGCGUGUUACGUUUAGCUCGCUGUGAACUGGUUAGGAAACUGGUAACUCUGAUACUGAUUCAAAGUGACUCAAUAAUUUCAUAGUUUGUCUACAGGCAAUAUGGAAUGUUUUUAGUAGCUGAAUAAAAGGCACCAAUUUGGAUUAAUCAUCUUUAACUUUGCUGAGAAGACUCAAUGUUUAAGAUAUAAAAUUAAAACUUUUGGAAAAGCAAAAAAAAAAACAAGGAGAUAAGGUGAGAUUUCAUGUCAAGUUUUAAUUAAAUUACAGGUAGAAAACCAGUCUGUCUAGGAAACAAAAAGUAUCUUAAUUGAUCUCCGUUAAAUCGACUUUCAGGUCGCUGGACCAAAGUAAAUACAAGGCCGGUGUGUUUUGGAACCAGAAAAAACCAGUUUGGAAGAUUCUACGUUCGAACGGGUAGGUUAAUCGCCAUAAAGCUGGUUCAUCGGUACGGUAGCGUGACUUGCAACAUAAACAACGUCAACUCGACUUUGUCUAACUGGGGCUGUGGGAGCACCGAGGUUAACGUGGUGGUUACAACCUCGCGCAAUACUAUACUACUACCACCAAGAAAGUUCCUCAGUAAAGACAAGUUCCGCGCCCGGCUGAAAUGGUCAGUGAUUCCCGGAUAUAAUUCCUUUUCGCCGAGGCUUGUUCUGCGGUUUUUCCCGUCUCCUUUUCCAGUGACAAGGAGCCAAGAAUUACGCUUGUGGUACGGUGAAGACCUGAUGGAUUUUGCCGAAGAAGACAACCGAGGAUCAUCGUGCGUUGAUGUUUUUGCUCUUUAUGCAUGAAGAGGCGCCCUUACUACCUUUUCUAAGGGGUAUAAAAUUGUGUAAGAGGAAAUAAAGAAAUUUUGCUUAAUCGUAAAUUUCACUGGACUUUUGCUCGACUUGAACUGUGCUAACUUUGUAAUGUCCAUUUCAAACUUUCUUCCAAUACGUUUUUUUAAAUAAGGUAACUAAGUAAAGUUUUAGUUUUAAAACAUAUAAAUGAAUCCUACCCAUUGUAACAGUGUGGCAGUAAACUGAC